Morchella sextelata is the source of this 2229-nucleotide messenger RNA. RefSeq lists its product as uncharacterized. Gene Ontology annotation, molecular function: zinc ion binding; ubiquitin conjugating enzyme binding; ubiquitin protein ligase activity. The record is from RefSeq and is a predicted model, not a curated record. The transcript is spliced from 4 exons. The coding region runs from base 1 to 2229 and encodes 742 amino acids. Gene Ontology annotation, biological process: protein polyubiquitination; positive regulation of proteasomal ubiquitin-dependent protein catabolic process; ubiquitin-dependent protein catabolic process. Gene Ontology annotation, cellular component: cytoplasm; ubiquitin ligase complex. NCBI's taxonomy places the organism in Eukaryota, Fungi, Ascomycota, Pezizomycetes, Pezizales, Morchellaceae.
AUGGCUACAACUACGACUUUGGUCGGACAGAGUGCCCCGGUGCCUGUUGAUAAAGGUAAAUGUAUCGAAGUAAUCGACAUCACAACAAUAACCCACCAACCAGACCAAGAAAAUCACGCUACGUCAAUCACGUACAGCGACACCUACCUCGACCUCGAAAAUAUCCCUGGCCUUGAUCUGACGCUUCUAUCAACCGAAGAUCUCAGUUCCGAAAAAUGGUGGAAACAAUAUCCUCCACCACCCGAGCUCAUCUGGUCUGUUGAUGAUAGCUCUCAUCUCAAGGAUAUGAUAUUCAAAGAGUGGGCUGAAGCUCUUGAAAGUGUACUCGAAACUAUAAAAAAUGAGCAGGAUCAGAAAGAAGAAACUCCCGUAACGAUAGAAGCGGGAGAAAGUUCAAGAAGUAACCCAGCAGAUGCCCCCGAACUCGUCUCAGAUACCAUCACACCAGUCAACGAAGCCCCGUUGCCACAGAGAAACUCAUUGAGGGUAUCUGUAGGCUCUGUUCAUGGGACUGUAUCAGAGCUUGAAAGUCCCGUAAGUCCACGCUCUAUAACGGAUUUACGCUCUAUAGCAGAUUCGAUGUCCUCUACUGGCUCAAAGAAGUCAAAAAGCAGAAGAGAAUUGCCAAAAUACAACAUCUCCGGGAGUGCUUCACUUAUUUAUUCACCAUAUUUUUCACCAUUGCCGGCAAACGAUUCUACUGUUGUUUCGAUGCCAGUUUCGCCAAGGGUGGAGCAGGUUAAAAGAUUUUGGAAGAAGAGCCUAGGCACUGGGGAAAGUGAAUGUUCAUCCUGCCUCGACGAUCAUAAGAAUAAGAAGCUAGUGAAGUUAGCAUGCCAACACAGAUACUGUUUUGUCUGCCUCGAGACCCUCAUCAGAACUUCAAUGCAGGACGAGUCCCUCUGGCCUCCGCGCUGCUGUAUUCAAGACAUACCACAAAAAACCAUCGAAAAGGCCCUCAAUAAGCAAGACCGCCAGACCUACAAGGGAAAGGCGAAAGAAUACGCUAUCCCAGCUGCAGAUCGAGUCUAUUGCCCACAUCCUACAUGUUCAGCAUGGAUCCCACCGAGCGGUACCGGUCGAAUCAUAUGCGGCACGUGCAAUAAUAGUGUAUGUGGUACAUGUAGAGGAAUAGCCCAUCCCGCCCAAGCAGAUUGUCCCGAAGACUUCGAUCUCCAGUUGACGCUAGAGGAGGGAGAAAGGCAAGGUUGGAUAAGGUGUUACCAGUGUAGAACAAUGGUUGAGAGGACGCAGGGAUGUAAUCAUAUUACCUGUAAAUGCGGUGCACAUUUUUGUUAUAUCUGUGGCUCGGUUUGGAAAACAUGUGCUUGUACUGGUGAAGAAGCAGCCCGCCGCCGCGUAGCCCGUAUAGAACAGGUUGCUCUCAACCGCGCCGCACGAGCGCGCGAGGAGGCAGAACAUCAAAGGUCAAUAGAGGCAAUUGCGAGAAUGGAGCAGCGGGAGCAAGAGAUACAGGAACGACGUGCAGAAGCUGAUAGAAUCGCCGCUGCGCAAGCUGCUCGCACAGAGGCCAAAAAAAGAAGAGAAUUACAGGAGAGGUGGCUGGAGAGGGUCUCUGCUGAGUUUGAAAGCGCGGAGAAGGCGUUGUUGGUGCUGCAUCAGAAGCAAUGGGGAAUCAUGCGGGACAGACAUCAGAAAGAGAAGGAAGAGCAAGAGAUUGAGUUUAGCAAUCGUGAGAGUGAGAGUGAGAAAAGGUUCUUUGAAGAUAUGGAAACACUGGGGAAAAGUCAAAAGAGGGAGGAGGAAGAACUGAACGCUUGCUUUGCACAAGAACGGGAAGCACUCACUACUAAGCAAGCUACAGAAGAAGACGAAUAUUGGUUUGAACUCCAGACAUUUUUGAAGGGAAGGCCGAAUAAGGAAGCAAGACAGAAGUCGUUGAUAGAAAAGUUCAACGAGACUCAGGCGGAGCAGCUAAAUGCCUUUUAUCAAACCCAGGAACAGAUAGCGGCCAAGCUCGCAACGUCGCAUAAAGAACAAACGACAAAUUUCAUAAAUUCUGUGGAAAAGGGCCGUGAGAUAGAGAAGCAAAUGUCAAUGACGGAGUUGAAAGAAUCUACAAAACAUCAAUGGGCUGAUAUUAAAUGGUUUGUAGUGGUACAAAUGGCACGAAAUACGAGAUUGGUUGAUAUGUGGGAAGCAUCUAAGGGGGAUGAGGAGGCGAAGCAGAGGAUCAUGCAAGUCCAUAAGCCGAAAGCCACUUCGUAG